Molecule: messenger RNA, 5427 nt
Organism: Dromaius novaehollandiae (emu)
Lineage: Eukaryota; Metazoa; Chordata; Aves; Casuariiformes; Dromaiidae
Gene: MFN2
Product: mitofusin 2
Exons: 19
Coding region: 311-2578 (755 amino acids)
Biological process (GO): mitochondrion localization; mitochondrial fusion
Cellular component (GO): mitochondrial outer membrane
Molecular function (GO): GTP binding; GTPase activity
Source: RefSeq, a predicted model, not a curated record
UACGGCUGCCAUGAUGCGCUGGGAAAGCGCCCACCGGUCGCCGGGUGAUGACGUAUAGGCGCCUCAGGCGCCUUUGGUGACGAUGCCGCGGGGGUAAGAUGGCGGCCUUGGGGGAGAGACGGUGAAGGGACGGGCUGGAGUCGGCGCCGCGGGAGGAGCUGCAGGACGGGGUCCGGCCGGGGAGAGGGGGACGGCAGGAGUGGAUUAUUCACCCCCAAGGCAGACUCGCGCUGGCCAUGCCUGACCUGUGAAAACGUGAUUCCCACCCUCAAAGUAAGCGUGCAACAGGGGGACGUGAUUGCUGAGCGCAAUGUCCCUGUUGUUUACUCGUUCCAAGUCAAUUGUUGCAGUGAAGAAGGAUAAAAGACACAUGGCUGAGGUAAAUGCUUCUCCACUUAAACAUUUUGUCACUGCAAAGAAGAAAAUCAAUGGUAUCUUUGAACAGUUGGCUGCAUACAUCAAUGAGAGCUCCUCAUUCCUGGAAGAAACACACAGAAAUGUGGAGCUUGACCCUGUCACCACAGAAGAGCAGGUAUUGGAAGUCAAAGGUUACCUCUCAAAAGUCAGUGGCAUUAGUGAAGUGCUGGCAAGGCGACACAUGAAAGUGGCUUUUUUUGGAAGGACAAGCAAUGGAAAAAGCACUGUGAUAAAUGCCAUGCUAUGGGACAAAGUCCUUCCUUCAGGGAUUGGACACACCACCAAUUGUUUCCUGCGUGUAGAAGGAACAGAUGGGCAUGAAGCUUUCCUACUUACUGAAGGCUCAGAGGAAAAGAAGAGUGUUAAGACCGUAAACCAACUGGCUCACGCCCUUCAUCAAGAUGAACUUCUGGAUGCUGGCAGUUUAGUCAGCGUUAUGUGGCCCAAUUCCAAAUGUCCUCUCUUAAAGGAUGACCUAGUGCUGAUGGACAGCCCUGGCAUUGAUGUAACCACAGAGCUGGACAGUUGGAUUGACAAGUUCUGUCUAGAUGCUGAUGUGUUUGUCCUGGUGGCAAAUUCUGAAUCUACGCUGAUGCAAACGGAGAAACAGUUCUUCCACAAAGUGAAUGAACGUUUGUCUCGACCCAAUAUAUUUAUCUUAAAUAACCGCUGGGAUGCAUCUGCUUCUGAACCAGAAUACAUGGAAGAGGUGCGUCGGCAGCACAUGGAACGGUGUACCAGUUUCCUGGUAGAUGAGCUGGGUGUGGUGGAUCGAGCCCAGGCAGGGGAUCGAAUUUUCUUUGUGUCAGCAAAAGAAGUGCUGAAUGCCAGGAUUCAGAGGGCUCAAGGGAUGCCAGAAGGAGGUGGAGCAUUGGCAGAUGGAUUUCAAGUGAGAAUGUUUGAGUUUCAGAACUUUGAGAGAAGAUUUGAGGAAUGUAUCUCACAGUCUGCAGUAAAAACCAAAUUUGAGCAGCAUACAGUGAGAGCAAAACAGAUUGCUGAAGAUGUUCGUCUUAUCAUGGAUUCUGUGCAUGUUGCCGCCCAGGAACAGCGAGUUUACUGUCUGGAAAUGCGAGAGGAACGACAGGAACGUUUAGGUUUUAUUGACAAACAGCUGGAGCUCCUUACUCAAGACUACAAGCGGAAGAUAAAACAGAUCACAGAAGAAGUGGAGAGACAGGUAUCAAAUGCAAUGGCUGAAGAAAUUAGACGGCUUUCAGUAUUGGUAGAUGAAUACCAAGCAGAUUUCCAUCCAUCUCAAGUAGUUCUUAAAGUAUACAAGAACGAGCUACAUAAACACAUUGAGGAAGGUCUGGGCCGUAACAUGUCAGAGCGUUGCUCCAAUGCUAUCACAGCUUCUCUGCAGACAAUGCAGCAAGAAAUGAUAGAUGGUUUAAAACCCCUUCUCCCAGUCUCUUUGCGGGGCCAGAUAGAUAUGUUAAUUCCCCGACAGUGCUUCACGCUCAGCUAUGAUCUGAACUGCGACAAGCUUUGUGCUGACUUCCAAGAGGACAUAGAAUUCCAUUUCUCUCUUGGAUGGACGAUGCUGGUGAAUAGGUUUUUGGGACCAAAGAAUGGUCGUCGGGCCUUGAUGGGCUAUAAUGACCAGAUUCAACGCCCUUUAACACCAGCAAAUCCCAGUCUGCCUCCUUUGCCUCAGGGUUCUAUGACCCAGGAAGAGCUCAUGGUGUCUAUGGUGACUGGACUGGCCUCAUUAACUUCCCGAACUUCCAUGGGGAUCCUCGUGGUUGGUGGCGUGGUCUGGAAGGCUGUGGGUUGGAGACUGAUUGCUCUUUCUUUGGGCCUUUAUGGGCUCCUUUAUGUAUAUGAACGUCUUACUUGGACCACAAAAGCAAAGGAGAGAGCUUUCAAACGCCAGUUUGUAGAGUAUGCUGGUGAGAAACUGCAGCUCAUCGUCAGUUAUACAGGUUCCAAUUGCAGCCACCAAGUCCAACAAGAGCUCGCUGGAACAUUUGCUCAUUUGUGUCAGCAAGUGGAUAUCACACGGGAGAAUCUUGAGCAGGAAAUUUCUGCCAUGAAUAAAAAAAUUGAAGUUUUGGAUUCACUGCAGAGCAAAGCAAAAUUGCUCAGGAAUAAGGCAGGUUGGCUGGACAGUGAACUCAACAUGUUCACACAUCAGUACCUGCAGCAAAGCAGAUAGUGUGGAAAGAAAAAAUCAACACUGUUUCCCUUCAGUGCUCUCUUAAUUAUUGCAGAGAACAUGGUGGGUGAUGGAAUCCCUAAAGGGACGAGCAAAAGCCAAUUGCUACGUUUCCAGUCACGGUGUGAACAAUAGGAUUCUGCUUCCCCGUUUCAUGUCCCACCUCUAAACACUAGCUGUUUGUAACUUAUUUUUCCUGCUUGGGAGGCUGGGCUACUUCAGAAGGAAUGUCUGCCUCGUACGUUAACAGCGGGCUUUUUAAGGCAAAAUGAAAUUCAGUAACGGUCAAUUUAAAAAAGCAAACAAAUGCGUAUCAGGUUAAGUCGUUCUAAAGCAUCUUUCAUUAUGGAUUCAGUCAUUUUAGUACAUGCAGAUAGAACUCUUGUGUUCAAAAUUCAUUGUAUGUGUGAUAAGCAGCUAUUUGUCUAAACACGGAUUUCUCAUGGCACGCAGGCGUGAAGAUGGUUUCACAAUACUUUUACAAUCCAUGACAGUGUAUCUCCUAGGUUAACCUUCAGUUACUACAAAAUGUGACAAAGAACAACUGCACCUUAUCUCUUCAUAGAAAAGUUUAUUGCUGUCAGUAUGUUCAAACCUAUGAACAAAACCAGUUAUCUCCCAGAGUGAGAGGGAUUAAGAUUUUGCUUUAGUAAACUUAUAGUCUUUGGGGUUGGUUUCUUCCUCUUCAGAGCUCUUCAGUUCAACAAAGCAGCCUGGCCCAUUUCGCAUCAUAGACAAAUAGUCUGCAAAGACAAAACUAGCUCCUGCAAAGGAGCUAGUAUUGAUUUUGAUGUCUUGAUAAUUUGGCAGCUUGUUGAGGAAGAAAAACAGGACUGAAAAGGAAAGGCAGUUGACAGAAUGUAAAUAACUGCAUUAUGGGAUAAGUUGAUGAAUGCGUUUUUUGGAAAUGCACAGCUGUGUUUCUGGAAGCAGGACUUCGGAAUUCCAUUACCACUACCUGGCCACAAGGGCAGCAUGUGGAUUACACACUGUAAGAGAUUUUGCUUUGUGUAGAGUUUCCAUGGGACAGUACAGUCCAUGCAGUAAUAUGAUUCUGUUUGUUAAGAGUACAAGAAUGAGCUGACAAGUGCAGCUCUUCUAGUGUUGGAGAGACCUGUCCUUGCUAUUUCAUGCCUGGACGAGACUGGAUUAAGGCAACUUUUUUUUUUUUUUAAAUGUUCUCUAUUGGCAAACAGAUCAAAUUGAUCUUUGAGUUUUUCCAGGUGCAAUUUUUAAUUUUGAGUCUAAGAUUUAGGAAUUGUAAGGACUUGAGUCUCUUUGUAUUGUAAUUAACGGAGAAGAAAUUCCCGCUGAUUUCAGUAGCACUAGGAUCAGGUUCCUUUGUUGCAAAAUUUAUUUUCCACUUGGUAGAUCAGUAUUAUACCACAUAUGUUAAGCAUGACCUUUCCGUCCCCUGUUUCCCCUCCCCCCCAACGUCUCUAAGGAAUCCAGAAUCGGGCCCUACAGUUCUGGGAUUAAUGCCAACCUAAAUCUGUCCAGCAUCAAACAUAUUAGAACGUAUGGGUUGUCUGUGAGCAGGUCCCAGCUGUGAGUUCAGAACUACAGAAAGGUGUGUGUGUGUGUGUUUGUUUGUUUGUUUUUGUCCUAUUGACAGUGAGACUUUUUACUUCAGAAUGGUAUCAACUGGCCUGAGGAUUUCUCAUUCAUGCUCAGAUGCAAAUAAAUGCACCUGUGACAAAUCCAAUGCUUCAUAUGAAAUUCCUGGAAGAAGCAGGUACCUGACACAUGAGGGAUGAAAAAAUAGUGAAGUGUCAGUAAAUACUUGAAGCUAUUUUAACCUUUGCAGUAAGAUUUGAAGUAUCUUGGGUCAAUUAGGAGCUGGUAGGUUGAGACUCUAUGUCCGUGGAAUAUAGGAAGCAAACAAUGGAGUACUGGAGUAGAGAGGAGUGGAUUCCAGAGAGAUUAAGUGCUUCAUAAAUUGGUGGUAGAGGAAAAAAUCUUUCACUUCCAGUGGACAGCUUUGAAUCCAACCCAAAUUAAAUAGCCAUUUUUACCCGAGCGCUCUUCAUUGGCUGUGGUCAGUCUCCUCAGGCAGUCACUGAUUCCAGGUAGAGGGAGGUAAUGAUGAGUACAUCAGCUCUAGACUACCUGAAGUGCUGAGCAGACUUCCGAAGAUGUGUGCUGCUAGCAUCUUUUAACAAACCUUAGGGGGAAAUCUGAUAAGUGAUGUGAUCUUCAAAGCUGGUGUUUGGUUCUGUAAAGGGAAAGAUUGGCGGAUUCUUAGAAUCUUGUGAGUUGCUAUUGUAUGUGUUUCUCAUACUGUUCAGAUUUUGGUGAGGUAGGCUUUCUUGCUGUAGCAUUGAAACAUAACCUAUAGAUUGGGGGAAAGAACCACUUGAAUUUUUUAAGAAACAAAAGCGCUAGCAGGGGCGGGGAUGUACUUUUUUUUUUCUUUUAUUAUGUAUGUGUGUAACCCUUGUCAUUAGAACCAAGUGAUUGAGAAUCAGAGUUUAACAGAAUUGACUAUGAGUUGGAUUCCUCUUAAAGAAAAUAAUGACUGUACUUCUUUAAUUUAGAUUGGUGGAGGAAUGAAUGCUAUCAGCAAGGAGGUUAUCUUCUGCUUUCCAUAAGGAAUGAUAAAUAAUUCUUAGAACAGGUAAUUCCAAGAGCAAGCUCCCCCAAACUCUUAUUAAAGAAGGCCAGCUAAAUGCACUUUAUCUUAUUGCUGCUACUUAUUUUUCUUGUCGUUAUGUUGAUGGAGCUCUUCAAAAUACUCUUACCAGUGAGUUUUCUCUCUGCUGUAUUUAAGGUGAUAAAUUUGCAUGAAUUAUUCCUGUAUCAAUGCUGUAAACAUUGGAAACCAAAAUAAAAAUGAAUUGGGAAAAUUA